AUGGACGAGAGGAUGGCUGUGAUCCGAGACUGGGUAAUCUCCCACGCGCGCACACAUAUCCAACUAGCCUUCAAGCGCCUGACUUCGGUCCGUCAACACGCGCAAACCGCCUAUCUGAAUUCAUUGCCCCACUACGACAUCUACAUGCGCUUUUCUGGCACGCCGCCUAUUCACCCCGUUUACAUCCAGCAACUGCAGUCGCAGAUCGCCGAAGCCCACGCUGAAUUCAAGCGCGGCAUCGACCUAGACUGGCGGGCGUCAGUCCUUCGCUAUCCCGAAGUCCUCGACUACUUCUACAGCCUUGUCGAGCUGAGGCUACCCGGUGAGGAGCAUCCCAGCGUCGUCGAACCACCAUUUGCUGCGGCUGGGUAUCAGGAUAGAGGGUACAUGGCCGGCGAGAACUCGAGAGUGGGGACGGAUAGGUUGAAGAGGAAGAAGCGAAGGGAUAGUGCUGGAGCGAUGGGGCAUCCAGCUGUCCAUGGUCUGAUGAGAAUGGCACCCCCACAAGUGCCUUCGCCGCCGAUGCAGCAUCCUGGGUAUGGUCGAAUGCCGCCUGGCUACCACUGA
Molecule: messenger RNA, 567 nt
Organism: Ascochyta rabiei
Lineage: Eukaryota; Fungi; Ascomycota; Dothideomycetes; Pleosporales; Didymellaceae
Exons: 2
Coding region: 1-567 (188 amino acids)
Source: RefSeq, a predicted model, not a curated record